AUGGGAGAUUCAUCGAGGCUAUCAAUGUUAUCCGUUAAGAAUCAUCGUGAAGACAAAGAUCGGAAACGUCGAUCUCAUCGGGAUGAGUCAGAUUAUCACUAUGGUUCUAAUUAUCGUUAUCAAGAACCUAGCAACCAUUCCGGAUAUGUAGAUAAAUACGAUGAUAAUAACUAUCGAAAUAGAUAUCCAAAAUCACAUGACGAACACGAAGAAUGCAGUCGGCACCACAAAAAAUCGAAGCACCGUAGUCCCGGUCAUGAAAUUCAUCGUGAGCACAAGCGAUCUCAUCGCGAGAAAAAGUCACGCAAGUCUCGGAAACAUGCCGAGAAUAAUCAUAAAUUUACGUCAAAGCAUGAAGACAAAUCUUUAUUGCUGGCUGAAAAUGAAGAAGAUGAAGAGGAUAUUAUUAGACGAAGACGGUUAGAGCGACAAAAGUUAUUAGAAAAGUUAGAAACAGAAAAUCAAAGUGACAUCACAACCUCCAGAGAUGAAAAAAAUUUGAACUCUCAAGUAGUUCCGGUUGACAGUUUAACAGACAUGGGUGCAUUUGAGGACACAGAAGACUUUGACUUUGAAAGUUUUGUGCAGGCCAAGUUAGAGUGUAUUAAAGCAGCUCCAACCAAUAAUUCAGAUCAGUCAAAUUCACCAAGCGGUCGUUUAUCCGGUGUUCUGGCUCCAGCUGCAAUGGCGCUAUUCCACGACAAACGGAAAGGUGAAUCAGAUGUUGCUAAAGAUAAUUCCAAACAAACUACGUUUGAUAUGUUUGCUGAGGAAUUCGAGGUUGAGCUACAUCAUGCCCCGGGAACUAUGGCAUUGGGUGCUAUGGCUUCAGAAAACCAUGCUCUUACUGACAAUUGGGAUGAUGCAGAAGGUUAUUAUCGUGUUCGCAUUGGUGAGGUUUUGGAUAAACGCUAUGCCGUGUAUGGAUAUACUGGACAUGGAGUGUUUUCCAACGUCGUUAGAGCAAGGGACAGUGCUCGUGGUAAUUUAGAGGUGGCAAUCAAGAUAAUAAGGAACAAUGAUGUAAUGCACAAAUCAGGUCUGAAGGAAUUAGAGGUCCUGAAAAAACUCAAUGAUGCCGAUCCUCAAGAUCGCUUCCAUUGUCUGCGACUUUAUCGUCACUUUUUCCAUAAAAAUCAUUUGUGCAUGGUAUUCGAGUUGAUGAGUCUUAAUCUGCGUGAGGUUCUAAAGAAAUACGGACGUAAUAUUGGGCUGCAUAUUGCCGCCAUACGCUCAUAUACGCAACAGCUUCUGCUGGCUUUGAAGCUGAUGCGCAAGUGUGGUAUUCUACAUGCGGAUAUAAAACCCGAUAAUAUACUUGUGAAUGAGAGCAAGAUCCUGCUUAAGUUGUCUGAUUUUGGAUCAGCAUCUACCAUACAGGAUAAUGAUAUCACCCCUUAUCUUGUUUCACGUUUUUACCGUGCUCCAGAAAUAAUUUUAGGUGUUCCUUAUGACUACAAUGUUGAUUUGUGGUCUACCAGUGUAACUCUAUUUGAACUACAUACUGGACAAAUUAUGUUCCCGGGAAAAACUAACAAUGAGAUGUUGCGUUUGAUGAUGGAGGUAAAAGGACGUAUCCCGGGUCGUGUAAUUCGUCGUGGGAUGUUUCGCACUCAACAUUUUGAUGAACAGUGCAACUUCCUCUAUCAUGAAGUGGACAAAGUAACACAAAAGGAGAAAACGACAGUUGUUCGCAAUUUACAGCCAACAAGAGAUUUGAUGACAGAUCUUAUCGGUCAGUCCAAGUUGAGUGAACCAAUCUUCCGCAAAGUAACGCAGUUUCGAGAUCUUUUAGAAAAGGCUUUGAUGUUGGAUCCUACUCGACGCAUUUCCUUAAACGAAGCUUUGCAGCACCCGUUUAUUACUGAACGUAUGUCUGCUAGCACAGAAUCAACCACACAACCACAUUAA
This is a messenger RNA of Heterobilharzia americana, 1911 nucleotides long. Lineage: Eukaryota; Metazoa; Platyhelminthes; Trematoda; Strigeidida; Schistosomatidae. The record is from the annotation of a GenBank genome assembly.